AUGGUACUGACACGAUCCAAUUUAACACCAUGCAGUUUAUAUUCGAAGAUUAUCGACGAAAGCUUGCGUGAGAACGAUAUUACCGAACACUUUGAUGGAUUCAAAAGCAUCCUGUUGGUUGAACACCAUUCGGCGAAGAUGUUGAGUUGCUGUUGUAAAAUCUCAGCAUCUCCGAUGCAGUUCACUGGGAGGAACAAUUUGAAGUCAUCUGCAUACGAGAGUUUGAGACACUUCAAAUUGGAAUUUAUAUCGUUGAGAUACGGUAAAAACAGUGAGUUAGGAGUGAAGCCAUGUCAAAAGUGGAUCGUUGAAACCAAGACAUUGAAGCAUAACCUGUCGGGACAUCUCUCAGCAGGAGCCGGUCGACAAACGCCUAUAGUGUUCCCGCCGCAUCCUGGAAUCCAUCAGAAUCCCCUCCCGCAGCACUUCACGAGCCUGCCUCCACCACAGCAGACGCCGCAACAAGCACACACAUCCACCGAAGUCACCUACGCCCAGCUCAUACAGCAGCUCAUGAGACAACAACAGGAAUUUAUGCAGCAUCAACAUCAUCUUCUUCAGCAGACUAUCUCCAAAAUUAAGGUACAGGUACCGCCAAAUCCUGAAACCAUUCUUGAUUCGUUAGCGAACAACAUAAAAGAAUUUCGCUACGAGCCGGAAAGCAACAUAAUCUUUUCGGCAUGGUACGCUAGAUACGAAGAUCUUUUCGAGAAAGAUGCUGCCCGUCUCGACGACUUGGCAAAAGUUCGCCUGCUCAUGCGCAAAUUAGGAGCAGCGGAACACGAACGCUAUAUAAGCUUCAUCCUACCUAAGCUGCCUAAACAGUUCCAGUUCAGCGAAACCGUGAGCAAAUUAAAAUCACUCUUCAAGGAACGUAACGACGUCACCUUGGAACAGCUGUCUGCGGACUGUCAGCGAUUGUUGUCACUGAAGCGGGACACAGCAAUGAUAGAAACGUCAACACCGAGUGUACAGUUUGUGAAGCAGAGCAACAGAAAUCAACAGAAGCGCAAUUUCGGACGAGGCAAACAGCAGCGAAACAAAAACAUUCCAGCUUCACCUUGCUGGUUUUGCGGCGAAAUACACUAUACACGAGACUGCAGUUACAGAUCGCACAAGUGCAACGAUUGGGGAAACAUUGGUCAUCGUGAAGGCUAUUGUUCCAGUUUGCGGAAAACAACGAAAGCAGCUCCGACUAACCGCAAAUUUCGACGAUCAUCGUACACGACGAAAACAGUAAGUCUCCUUGUGAAUGCAGUAAACAAAAAGCGUCGUUUUGUUCAAGCUCAAAUCAACGGAGUGGACGUCCGUCUUCAAUUGGACACGGGGUCUGAUAUCAGCGUAAUUUCGAAGCGAAUGUGGGAGAAAAUUGGCAGACCACCAACAAUGCUAGCAACAGAAAAAGCAGCCACAGCGUCCGGUGAUGCGCUCAAGCUUCUCUUCAAGUUCAUUUGUACAAUUUCUAUCAACGGUGAGCAUCGUGAAUCGCAAAUCUACGUGGUGGACAAAUCCCUUCAUCUGCUAGGUAUCGAUAUACUCGAUGCCUUCGGGUUGUGGUCAGUGCCCAUCAGCAAUUAUUGCAAUCAUAUCGUCAGUCCUGCCACAACCGUAGAGUCACUCAAGGUGGAAUAUCCAGCAGUAUUUCGAAGCGAGCUAGGAGUGUGCACUAAAACGAAAAUAAAGCUCGAACUAAAGGAAGGUGCAGUUCCAGAUUUCCGUCCCAAACGUCCCGUUGCAUAUUCCACUUACAACGCAGUGGAUAGUGAGCUGGAUAGACUGGAAAGAGAGAGAAUCAUCACUCCCGUGGAUUUCUUCAACUGGGCGGCUCCCAUAGUAGUCGUUCGUAAGGCCAACGGUACCAUCAGAAUUUGUGGCGAUUAUUCCACCGGUCUCAACAACUCGCUGCAACCACACCGGUAUCCUCUUCCGCUACCGGAGGAUAUUUUUGCAAAAUUAUCCAGCUGCACAAUAUUCAGUCAGAUAGACCUUUCUGACGCUUUCCUCCAAGUGGAAAUUGAUGGGGACAGCCGCGAUCUACUUACCAUCAACACCCACCGUGGAUUGUAUCGCUACAAUCGUCUUCCGCCAGGAGUCAAAACAGCACCAGGUGCCUUCCAGCAGCUGAUCGACACCAUGCUGGCGGGCCUUCCGUGCACUUCUGGUUACCUUGAUGACGUUGUCGUGGGAGGUAAAACAGCGGAGGAUCAUCUAGCCCAUCUCCAUGCAGUGUUUCAGCGUAUUCAGGAUUUCGGCUUCACCAUUCGUCUAGAAAAGUGUACAUUCGCUCAAUGCCAAAUAAAAUAUCUGGGUUAUCUAUUAGACCAAAACGGACUACGCCCAGAUCCGUCGAAGAUUCAGGUCAUCACCGACAUGCCACCACCAACCGACGUUAAAGGAGUUCGUUCCUUCCUAGGAGCAAUUAAUUACUUUGGCAAAUUCGUACCUAGUAUGAGAUCCCUUCGCUUCCCACUUGAUGAGCUACUCAAAGUCGAGAAGAAAUUCAGUUGGACGCCAGAAUACCUCCUGUUGACGCACUACAACCCAAACCUUGAUAUCAUCGUAUCAGCAGACGCAUCAUCAGUAGGUAUUGGUGCUACCAUCAGUCACCGAUUUCCGAAUGGCGCCCUGAAGGUUGUUCAGCAUGCGUCUCGAGCUUUAACACCAGCAGAGAAAAACUACAGCCAACCAGAUCACGAAGGGCUAGCGAUCAUUUUUGCAGUAACCAGAUUCCACAAAAUGAUUUUCGGUCGUCGGUUCCUUCUGCAAACCGACCAUGCUCCACUCUUGAGGAUAUUCGGCUCUAAGAAGGGCAUUCCAGUUUAUACAUCCAAUCGUCUUCAGCGAUGGGCUCUUACGCUGCUCCUGUACGACUUCACCAUCGAACAUAUCCGAACUGAGAAGUUUGGGAAUGCGGAUGUGCUUUCCCGCUUAAUUAGACAACACGUAAAGCCAGAGGAGGAUUAUGUCAUCGCCACAAUCGCCUUUGAAAGCGAUGUCAGGAUCGUUCAGAAUGCUACUCAGUCCGAUCCUACCACCAAGAAAGUGUAUCGCUAUCUCCACGAUGGAUGGCCUACAGUAAAUCCAACAGAGCCGGAACUCAAACGGUUCUUCUACCGGAAAGAUUCCCUAACCACGGUCGACGGUUGUAUAAUGUACGGUGAGCGCCUAGUUAUUCCUUCGAUGUACCGUAAGCGCUGCCUUGAUCAGCUGCACCGUGGCCACCCAGGCAUUCAACGUAUGAAAGCGAUUACACGGUCAUAUGUUUACUGGCCAUCCUUGGAUGACGACAUUAUUGGCUACGUCAAGUCCUGUCAUCAUUGUGCUACAUCAGCGAAAACACCACCUAGGUCAGCACCGCUAUCGUGGCCUAAAUCCAGCAAGCCUUGGGAACGCGUCCAUAUGGACUACGCUGGACCAAUUGAUGGGGAAUAUUUCCUCAUUGUCGUCGAUUCAUAUUCUAAAUGGCCAGAAAUGAUCCAGACCCGUAGCACAACCACAGAAGCUACGGUUGGCAUUCUCAAUGAUGUAUUCGCUCGUAUGGGGAUGCCCAAAACACUGGUCAGCGACAAUGGCCCCCAAUUUACCAGUGCCAAGUUCCAGGCCUAUUGUGCGGAAAACGGAAUUGAACAUUUGACCACCGCACCAUUCCACCCUCAAUCGAACGGACAGGCAGAACGUUUUGUAGACACGUUCAAGGAAAAUCCAGGAGGGGAGAGGCACCAUAAAGGAAGCACUCAGCACCUUUCUGCUUGUUUAUCGAAGCACUGCCAAUCCGUCCGCCCCAGACUGCAAAUCACCUGCUGA
This is a messenger RNA of Toxorhynchites rutilus septentrionalis, 3804 nucleotides long. RefSeq lists its product as uncharacterized. NCBI's taxonomy places the organism in Eukaryota, Metazoa, Arthropoda, Insecta, Diptera, Culicidae. The record is from RefSeq and is a predicted model, not a curated record. Gene Ontology annotation, molecular function: nucleic acid binding; aspartic-type endopeptidase activity. Bases 1 to 3804 code for a protein of 1267 amino acids. The transcript is spliced from 5 exons. Gene Ontology annotation, biological process: DNA integration; proteolysis.